Messenger RNA from Rhinolophus ferrumequinum (greater horseshoe bat), 1035 nucleotides. Its product is annotated as melanoma-associated antigen B1-like. Bases 1 to 1035 code for a protein of 344 amino acids. Gene Ontology annotation, biological process: negative regulation of transcription by RNA polymerase II. NCBI's taxonomy places the organism in Eukaryota, Metazoa, Chordata, Mammalia, Chiroptera, Rhinolophidae. Gene Ontology annotation, cellular component: nucleus. The transcript has a single exon. The record is from RefSeq and is a predicted model, not a curated record.
AUGCCUCGUGGUCAAAAUAGUAAGCUCCGUGCUCGUGAGAAACGCCGCCAUAACAGAGCUCAGACCCAAGGUCUUAAGGAUACCCAGGCAGCUCCUGCAGUGAAAGAAGAGGCCGCUUCAUCCUCCUCUCCUGCUUGUGGGGAUGGGCCCUCCACCUCCGCUGUGGAUGGCACUGUCCCGGCGCCUCCGAGUGUCCCAGCCACCACCAGUGCUGCUGCAGGUCUUUCCUGCAAAAGGUCUGAUGGACGUGCCAGGAACCACGUUAAGAAAAGUAAGAAUUCCUCCCAGGCCUCUACUUCCUCUGAGAGCUCUGGCCAAGAUCUUCUAGAUAAGAAAGCAAGUAUAUUGGUUCAGUUCCUGCUGAAUAAAUAUAAAAUGAAUGAGCUCAUGAAAAAGGCAGACAUGCUGAAGGUUAUCCACAAAAGGUACAGGAAGGAAUUCCCUGAGAUCCUGGGGAAAGCCUCUGAGAAAUUGGAUCUGGUCUUUGGCUUAGAAGUGAAGGAAGUCAAGCCCAACAGUCAGUCCUAUACCCUGGUCUGCAACACAGAUGAUAACGGUGGAGGGAGUCUGAGCAGUGCCUGGCGAUUUCCUACAAAAGGAAUUCUGAUGCCUCUCCUAGGGGUGAUCUUCUUGAAUGGCAACCGUGCCUCUAAGGAGGAAGUGUGGGAAUUCCUGAAUUUUUUGGGCAUCUAUGACGGAAAGAGGCACUUCAUCUUUGGGGAGCCCAGGAAGCUCAUAGAAGAUUUGGUGAAGGAAAAGUACCUGGAGUGCCGGCAGGUGCCCAACAGUGAUCCUCCAUCCUUUGAAUUCCUCUGGGGUUCAAGAGCCUAUGCUGAGACCACUAAGAUGAGAGUGCUGGAGUUUUUUUCCAAGAUCAAUGGUACCGCCCCCAGUGACUUCCCAUCCCACUAUGAAGAGGCUUUCAGAGACGAAGAAGAAAGAGCCCGGGCUGUUUCUCCAACCAAGGCUAGCAAAACUUCCAAGGCUAGUGCGCAUUCCAAGUCCACACCCAGCCGCAGCUCUCACCCUGAGUGA